AAAAUAGUGGCACUUCCUCCUGUCAGCUUCUUGUUUCUCUCCAAAUUCAGAAGAAGUUCCUGCCCCUUCUUACAAAAACUCUUUCUUAAAGCGACACUUGCUUUGGAAAGCCCCUUUACGUCACCAGAGCUGUACAAAAGCAGCCUCCCAGCUAUUCGACUCAUCAGAAAAACAAGAAACGCUUCAAGCUCACACCUACAGAGGCGUGGAGCUACCGGCACAGACUCUGACUGCUCCACUGAAAACAGCCUGCUACUCAUAAGGACGCUGAGAUGGACCAGCUGAUGUUUGCUCAGGAGAACUGGGAACGGGUCCAGGCCGUCGCCAACACGUUCGGGCGAUCGGGGAAGCUCUUGCUUCAGUCGGACCGGGUUCUGGUCGGAGAGGGCACGCUGGUAAAGCAGGGCCGCAAGAAGCAGCAGCCCAAAGCCUUCUUCCUCUUCAACGACGUGCUGGCGUACGGCGGCGUCGUCCUGAACGGCCGCUGGCACAAGAAGCUGCAGAUCAUCCCUCUAGAGGAUGUCCUGCUGGAGGACCUGGAGGACGGUGUCAGGAUGAAGAACCAGUGGCUGAUCCGCACGCCCAGGAAGUCUUUCUACGUUUCUGCCGCCUCCUACGAGGAGAAGCGAGCCUGGAUCGAGCACAUAGAGGAGUGCAAAGACAGAGUGCUGCAGAGCGGUGGCCGCAGGUCCACUGUAGCCUUUGCCAGUACCUGGAUCCCAGACCAGGCCUCCGCCAUCUGCAUGCGCUGUGCCAGCAAGUUCACCAAGACCCACCGUCGACACCACUGCAGAAAAUGUGGCUUCCUGGUCUGCGGCCCGUGCUCCAGGAAGAGAGCGCUGAUCACACACAUUGACUCAGCGAAGCAGCUGAGAGUCUGCAGAACAUGUUACUUGAGUCUGGGGGCCGCCGACGAGGUCCAGGACUCGACUCGUCAGAGGUGGGACAGCGCCGGGAAGUCAGAUGAAGACGAGCUGGAAGAGUGCAGUGAGGAGGAGGAGGAGGAGCCAGAGUUCCGUGUGGAGGAGGAAGACCCCAGCAGGUGGAUGGACUCCUGCUCCCUUUAUAUCUACAUCAGGCCAGAGCACAUUAGGCCCCAAACAUAAAGCCACCAAGGGGGCUCGGUCACAAGCACACAAGACUCUGACUCUUUGUUUCACAUGUGGACUCAGUGCUGUGCAGCUGUGUGUGGCAGCUCACAUCAUCACACUUUGUACAGACUACAUUUAUUGAUGAUCUUAUUUAUGUUUUAUGAAGAAACUGUAGCUGCUGCUCUUUUCUCUUUGUACACAAACACUACUGUGAAGCUGUUUCCUCUCAUUCUCCUCUCUCCACCAACACUCCAGUCACGUCACAGUCUGAUCGACUGUGUCUGCAUUUCUCUCAGGUUCCCGUCCUGUGUGUGUGUGUGUGUGUGUGUGUGUGUGUGUGUGUGUGAACAUUUGAACUGAUCGUCCGCCUCAUGUUUGUCUCU
Archocentrus centrarchus (flier cichlid) is the source of this 1474-nucleotide messenger RNA. RefSeq names its product pleckstrin homology domain-containing family F member 1-like. The transcript is spliced from 2 exons. The record is from RefSeq and is a predicted model, not a curated record. Gene Ontology annotation, cellular component: early endosome. Gene Ontology annotation, biological process: endosome organization; endosome to lysosome transport. The coding region runs from base 273 to 1106 and encodes 277 amino acids. Gene Ontology annotation, molecular function: phosphatidylinositol binding; metal ion binding. Lineage: Eukaryota; Metazoa; Chordata; Actinopteri; Cichliformes; Cichlidae.